Molecule: messenger RNA, 630 nt
Organism: Fimicolochytrium jonesii
Lineage: Eukaryota; Fungi; Chytridiomycota; Chytridiomycetes; Spizellomycetales; Powellomycetaceae
Exons: 1
Coding region: 147-470 (107 amino acids)
Source: RefSeq, a predicted model, not a curated record
AACCUCGACACCGCAACUCUCCUUCGUUCUCACCGAACCCUCAGAAUCUCUUUCAUACCUGUGGAAACCCAUUGGACCCUUAUCACAGACUCAACUUGCGAACUGCAACGCAGCCUACCAAAAAAUGAAAAGAGAAAGGGAAGACGAUGACGCAGAGCGCAAGGGGUCACAAGAGGUCCGUACUGCACCUUCAUGCCCUUCUUUUGGCAGCAUGUUCCUUGUCCGUGAACCAUUUGUCCAAUGCUCAACAGUCUUCGGCAGGGAGCAGCAGCAAGCGCGCAUCCCCUGCCAGCGGUUACGGUGCUAACGAAGACGCCGCAAUCAAGGCACUAGUGAUGGCUAAAGUAGACUGGGAAAAUGUGACAAGGGUGAUCAACCAGCUGUUUGGAACCAACAGAAGCCGCCAGGCCGUGUACCGGCAUUGGUUGCGCAACCUUAAGGGUGGGAUGCCGCCUGGAUGGGGUGCAUGAUGGGUUGACAACAAUGCUUAUGUUCCGAAGUACGUUUCCAACUUUGUCGGCUGUACAUUGCGCGAGGCGUCAAGAACGGUUGCUACACAUAUCCCCUCUUCCAGUUUGACUUCGUCAGUCAUUCAUAUACCCCAACCCAUUCACCCAACGACAGGUCUCA